AGAACAAUAAUCUACAGUGUCAAUCAGGCACUCGCUGUAAACGGUCUUCACAAUAUUGCUCAAAUACUCGCGUUAGUAGCGCCAACAAUCGCGUUAUGAUAAUAUCAGGUUAAAACUGCAUCAAAAUGAUUCUUUUCAGUUUUCCAUUGUUUAUUGUCAUUGGCCUUGGUUUGUUGGCCGAUGUCGACGCGUCAUGUUCUCGUUUACCGUCCGGAAACUGCUGGGUGAACUGCAUGAUGGACAUCUUCGAUGUCAUCUGCAGCAACGUCACCGCCAAAAUGGUCCAGUCAGAUCUGCGUGUCUUCGCCGACACGUCGCAAGAGCUGCGCGUGUAUAUCUGGGAUUCACCGAAUAUCAACCGUCUCUCCAACGAAGUCUUCAAAUCCGUCACCAAUCAGAUCACGCAGUUAGAUUUCCAGGACCUAACAUCAUUGAGUACCUUCCCGGAACUUAAAGCCGUGCGCAACCUCAACCGCCUGAAUAUCUGGAACUCUCCGCUGAUCGAAAGUAUCGCGCUGGAACAGAUCCCACCGUCACUGCAGCGCCUCUCCUUGAACAAGAUGGGCGUCACGUUUCUGGAGGUGGACUUUUCGGAACUGAAAGCCCUGGCCAAUGUCGUCACCCUCCGUCUACGGAAUAUGACACUGCACGGCUGGCAGUCCAACUUCUUCGACACCUUUCCCAAUCUGGAGACACUAGAGAUUUCUAACAGUACCUUCAGUUUCCAGCAACGCUCCCAGCAGUUUAAUAUUAAAAAUUUAAAGGAGCUGGUUUUGCACACGAACACUUUCAUGGGCAAUGAUACGGUGAAAUCCGGUAUUCUGCUGAACCUUCUCUCGUCCGUGUCUUUCCAACCCAGUUCCUCCUUGAUCAUCGAGAACGACAAUGUCACCAUUGACACGGAUUUGGCGCUGACAAUUCAGAAGAAAACCUCUUUGCAGAAGAUCGUUCUACGCGGCAAUCCUAUUACAGCAGAUGCAAAGGUCAUUCAGCACUGGUACCAGAGUUUUCCGGAUGUGCGCCUUAUCGAUCUGGGUGAGACGGCCAUCCAGCCCGUAGAAGGAUUACUCGGCGAUAUGCCCUUACUGCAAAGCGUCCUCAUCGAUCGUAAUAACAUUACGACGUUUGCCGGGCACCGUAUCUUCCAAGGGUCACGUUCGAAGAUGUUGGAUUAUGUCGACUUGUCGUACAACGGUCUGACGGAUCUUCCGCUCGCGGGACCGCUCGUUGACAUUGCCGACACCAUCACCCGGUUGAAUCUGCGCGGGAAUAAUAUGCAGUUUUUCAAUAAUGACACCGUCAGCGAUGAAGCACGCUCGGUGCUCAAGAAAUUCAUCAGCUUGAAAUCGUUAGAUCUAUCGCGGAAUGGGUUUAGUAAGUUCUAUGGAAACCGGCUGACUUUGCCGGCACUGGAGACACUGGAUCUCAGCUGCAACAAUUUCACCAAUGUCACCCGGUCGUUUUUUGACGGAUUUCCCAAGAGCCUCACGACGCUGUACUUUGAUUUCUGCGAUCCGGACUGGCCGCCCCACUUCGAGGUGGGGGCGUUUGCUGAGUUGACCAACAUUCGCACACUGAGUAUACGCAAUGGCAGUUUACGCAAGUGGAUCUUCACGGUGUUGGCCAAAGCCGGUAAUGCACUGACGGAAUUACGAGAGCUCUAUCUGGAUGAAAAUGAUUUUGCCUUUAUCCGCAACGACACCAUACCGGAAAUGAAAAACCUGAGAGUAUUACGGUUGAGCCGAAAUAAAUUGCAGUCGAUUCCUGUUAAUGCCUUCAAGAACGUGGAAAAACUGGAAGAAUUGUAUCUGAGUGCCAAUCGUAUCACAACCAUCAGCACAACGCAGUUUGGAGCCAGGACGACACAACUACAAAACCUUAAGGUACUAGACUUGUCCCACAACGGUAUCUACAGCAUCGCUCCUGGAGCCUUCGACGGCCUGAAGUCUCUCACCAGUCUGAUGAUCGGCUGGAACCACGCUCCGCUCAGUCCUAACCUCUUCGGCACGGACUCUCCCAAGUUCCUCAAGUAUCUGGGCGUUCAAAAUUACGACCACGGGUGUCUCCCACCCGAAUUCUUUGUCAACCUGGCAAAUCUGAGCUGGCUCUUCCCGGAUGACUAUAACUUCUUGUCACUGAAUCCCGACGGGAAUAAACUGAAGGAGUACGAUCCGUACCUGGUGAAAACCCUGCCAACUUGCGAAGGCGGUCAGGUCAUACCGGAUCACGAGUUCUAUCCUGGACUAGGGAACUUUGUCAGUGUGACGAUUCGGGAUGCGGAUGAGCCGACGAUAGCCAACAGUCCGCCGUAUCCCAUUAUGGUGGCCUUUGUACCGUUGAACUACUGUCCCGAGGACGAUUAUAUCAAGAGUGUCGGGGGAUUGGUUUGUGGAGAUGCCGAUGUUAUGCAGAGUUUCGACGAUAAUGGCGCUUCUGGCCAGUCAAAGAAGUCAUAGAUAUAAAAGAUCUAAACAAAUUGGGUAGAAUUGCAUUGCAACGAUGUGAUUACGAAAUAAGAAAGCGCCUUCUUGGGUGUAUUUACUUCAACGGGUGAACCAAAUUAGGUAUACUGUAGCCGUUCGCACUCCAUAAAUGCUCGAACAUGCAUAAAAAGUAAGUUUAAAGCAAUUAAAACACAGUAAAAGUGUUAUUCAAACUUUAUAUCAGUGAAGUGCCUUUUUCUGCGUACCGUUUAUUACUCAAUCAUUCAGCUCUAAAU
This is a messenger RNA of Paramacrobiotus metropolitanus, 2719 nucleotides long. RefSeq names its product leucine-rich repeat protein soc-2 homolog. The record is from RefSeq and is a predicted model, not a curated record. The transcript has 3 exons. The coding region runs from base 126 to 2456 and encodes 776 amino acids. Lineage: Eukaryota; Metazoa; Tardigrada; Eutardigrada; Parachela; Macrobiotidae. Gene Ontology annotation, molecular function: protein binding.